GUAGCGGAUUUUUGCAUUACUUUGGAAAAGCUGGGGAGGCAGGCCAACCCAGAUUGUACGCUGGAGGAUCGUUCACUAGAAUACGCGCAGAUCCUGCUCGAUAAUCUCAGCAUGUGGCCGGAACAUUUCCAACUGGUAGGGGCGCUACACAGGGCGUAUGAGGAGGUGAAGCAACUAGCGCUCAGUAUAGAACAGUCCAAGGUUAUGUUUGGAGCUAGUAGGUGGUCGAGUACAGGCCACUGGAGAGAGAGAGCGGCACAGUACUCCCACUACGGAGAUAUGAGUAGCACAAAUGGGUCGAUGCCUCACCGCAAAAGGGUGGAGAACGUAGGAGAAGUGACGGACACAGAAAAGAGUGGUCGGCGUAACUAUUCAUCAAACUGGUACAAACUGAUAGGACAGGACCACAGGAACAGAUACGGUACACGGCGCUUACUGAGAAUAACUUUCCACAAGAAGUGUUUGAAGUACGGCCACAUAGCAAGAGACUGUCCCCAGCAAAGCAUAAAGGUGAAUCAAGUUAGAAAGCAGGGCAGUGCUGAGAAAAAUACUCUGUCAGAGAUUAUUAGGCAAGCCCGCAGCCUGGGGAUGAGAGUGAAAAGAGAACUUGGAAAUAAAGAUGAGCUAGUAGGCGGUCGAUUCGUAAUGGAAUUGAGUCUACUGGGCGGUAGGUAUCCAGCAUUAAUAGAUACAGGAUCGAUGAUUAGUGCGGUACCCGUAGAGAUUUUAGCAAAAGCACAGGAUAGAGGAGUGAAUGUGGACGCGUUGAGAUUUGUAGCGAAGUCUCAGCUUCCACCAGUCUUUGAUGCAUCCACUAACAGGAUGGAAUUUCUUGGAGCGGUAUACAUUGGAGGACAGAGCUCAAAGGAGGGAAUCGAGGCUUGCCCAAGUAAAAACGACGAGAUCAUAUUGGGAACUAAUGCCCUCAGUAAAUUAGGAGUCAAGGUAUCCAUAGUUGGGAAAAAGAAGAAGAUGGCAGAGGGCAUC
Molecule: messenger RNA, 987 nt
Organism: Ostertagia ostertagi
Lineage: Eukaryota; Metazoa; Nematoda; Chromadorea; Rhabditida; Trichostrongylidae
Source: the annotation of a GenBank genome assembly